This is a messenger RNA of Plasmodium gonderi, 1257 nucleotides long. RefSeq lists its product as hypothetical. NCBI's taxonomy places the organism in Eukaryota, Apicomplexa, Aconoidasida, Haemosporida, Plasmodiidae. Gene Ontology annotation, biological process: protein modification by small protein removal. The coding region runs from base 1 to 1257 and encodes 418 amino acids. The record is from RefSeq and is a predicted model, not a curated record. Gene Ontology annotation, molecular function: peptidase activity. The transcript is spliced from 3 exons.
AUGGCUCCAUCCUUCAGUGUUAAACUAAAGAUAUACGAUUUAUCCAGAGGAAUGGUAAAAAUGUGGUCUCCCCUUUUGAUUGGAAAGCAAAUAAACGGAGUAUGGCAUACGGCUGUUUGGGUUUAUGACAUGGAGUAUUUCUAUGGUGGAGGAAUCAUGUGCCUUGCCCCAAACGAAUUUGAGUCAUACUACGACAUCAAGCCCGUAGACAUCGUUGAUAUGGGAAUAACGGAACUUCAUCAAUCAUAUUUUCACGAAUAUUUAAAUGGAAUUCAACCAAAUUUUACGGUAGAUAAAUACAAUUUAGUUAACUGGAACUGUAACAAUUUUACAAAUGAAAUUUGUAAUUUCUUGGUUGGAAAAAAUAUACCACAAUAUAUUUUAGAUACUCCGAAGGAAGUUAUGUCAACUAGUAAGGGUAAAUUAAUUUUAGAUAUGAUGCAAUCAUAUCAAACAUCCAUUGCCCCAGGGUUUGAAACAAGCGCAACAUUAUUAAACAAUCCCAACAGUAAUGACAAAAGUAGUUCAAAUAACAAUAGUGGAAAUAAUAAGGAAGUGGAAAUUAAGGAACUGCCCAAAUUACCAAGUGUUUCAUUAGAUAACUUUUUUGAUGAAAAUAAAAUAGAAAAAUUAUUAGAUGAAUAUAUAAAGAAUGAGAAAUACAAUUUGAAUGAAAAAAAGCAUUUUUUGAAUAUUUUAAAGACAUUUUUUGAUAACGUAAUUACUAAUCCAAAUAUAUUAAAAAACAGAUAUAUACAUAUUAAAAGUUACCAGAUAUUUAAUGAUAUAACAAACAAUAUAGAAUAUAAUAAAAUUUUAUCCUCUUUCGGCAUUUUUAAAGGAUAUGUAGAAAACGAUGAAAUAAAUAACCUACAAAAUUUCACCAUUUUUGUAGACCCCCAAUAUAAUAAAAUGCAUGUCCUUUCAGGGCACUUAAAUUUAUUCAUAAAUAAAAACAUUUUUUUAAAGAAUGAAGAUAAAACCAUUUUCAAAAUGGAAAAUUUGAAAUUUAAAGAUAUAUCAGAAUACACUUCUUAUCUCGAUAAAAAAAAAAGCAAUACAAAUGAUGUACUUAUUUUUGUAUCCGAAAUCUUUGUAAUCAAUAAUUUAGAUACCACCAAUGAUCAAAAUGACCUUAAUUAUUUCAAUACUAUAAAAAACGGAAUAUGCUCAGACACACAGAUAGAAAACAAAUUUUUAUAUAGCACAUUGGACCUUUUGAAGGAACGUAUAAAUAUUUUAACAUCAUCGGAAUGA